UAGAACUCCUUUCCGUCAGUUUUUCUGUUUCUUCUCAUUGGCUUCGAGAUGCGAGAGAUUCUCACUCUCCUCCUAUCUUUUCAUCUCGUCUCUCUGCCCUAAAUUUUCCAAUCCAAAAUUCACUCCAAAAUCCAAUAAGAUCCCAUUCCAGAUCUCUCCGUUUCUCCUCGAUCAAUCCGUCUUCGUUCGCGGAAAGGAGAGGGAGAGGGAAGAGAAGGCAUGGCCCACAAGGUGGAUCACGAGUAUGAUUAUUUGUUUAAGAUUGUUCUGAUUGGGGAUUCCGGCGUCGGGAAGUCGAAUAUCCUGUCGAGAUUCACGAGGAACGAGUUUUCUUUGGAGUCGAAAUCGACAAUUGGGGUUGAAUUCGCAACGAGGACACUGCAGGUGGAAGGGAAGACGGUCAAGGCGCAGAUAUGGGAUACUGCUGGCCAGGAGAGGUACCGAGCCAUCACCAGUGCCUACUACAGAGGUGCUGUGGGUGCACUUAUGGUGUAUGACAUGACAAAGAGGCAAACAUUCGACAAUGUUCAGAGGUGGCUCCGAGAACUGAGGGACCACGCAGACUCCAACAUUGUCAUCCUGAUGGCCGGGAACAAAGCGGACCUCAAACAUCUGAGGGCCGUCCCGGAGGAGGACGCAAAGGCCCUGGCCGAGAGGGAGGGCCUCUCAUUCCUCGAGACAUCUGCGAUGGAGGCGCUCAACAUCGAGAAGGCGUUCCAGAGCAUCCUGACUGAGAUAUACCACAUAAUAAGCAAGAAGGCACUGGCUGCUCAAGAGGCAGCAGCCACAGCUGGGCCUGGGUUGGGGACAACCAUCAAUGUUAACGAGACCAGCAACCUGUCGAAGAAGAACUGCUGCUCCACAUGAGGACUUAAAUGCGAACAAACAGCCUCUCUCUUAUGUUUCGUAGCGAAUUCUGCAUUUGAAUGAUUACGUGUAGAUUAACAAUCUUCUCUCAACUUCUCAGAGAAGAUGCCAUUAGAGAAGAGCUGUGUUUUAUGAAAUGAAAGAUGACGGUAAUAGUUUUAGGCUCUCUACAUUGUAUUUGUCUUUUGCCUUUUUUAACAUAUUUAGAGUUUUGAUAGGGUUCUAAAAAGGAGUAGGGGAGGGUUUUAUGAAGAAAAGCGUUGUAAGGAGUGGUGCGUGUGGUAAGUGGUACUCUUUUCUUUUUGUCUUUUGAGCUGUUGUUCCUAACUUGUAAUAACUGUUGUUAUUGUUAUAUCUUUUUUUUU
This is a messenger RNA of Magnolia sinica, 1232 nucleotides long. RefSeq names its product ras-related protein Rab11C. Bases 220 to 867 code for a protein of 215 amino acids. Gene Ontology annotation, molecular function: GTP binding; GTPase activity. The transcript has 3 exons. Lineage: Eukaryota; Viridiplantae; Streptophyta; Magnoliopsida; Magnoliales; Magnoliaceae. Gene Ontology annotation, cellular component: endosome. The record is from RefSeq and is a predicted model, not a curated record.